Molecule: messenger RNA, 20008 nt
Organism: Alligator mississippiensis (American alligator)
Lineage: Eukaryota; Metazoa; Chordata; Crocodylia; Alligatoridae
Gene: FRAS1
Product: Fraser extracellular matrix complex subunit 1
Exons: 74
Coding region: 451-12594 (4047 amino acids)
Biological process (GO): cell communication
Cellular component (GO): membrane
Molecular function (GO): protein binding
Source: RefSeq, a predicted model, not a curated record
CAGCCUCCCCCCUGCCGCGAGCAGUGCGGGAGGGGGGAGGCUGGGAGGCGAGCGGCUGCACCAGGGGCCCAGCCCCUUUCCCAGGCGAAGGAGCCCCUUGUCCGCCCCCAGAGCUGGGCGUCGUGGGCUCGGGAGCGCCGGUCGGAGGACAGAGCGACCUGCCGGGGCGCUGCUGUGGCUCUCGGCCCCUGCAGGCGGCGGGCACCGAGCACGAGGGGACUUGGCCGGGCGGCGAGCCCAGCUGGGGCUGCACAACUUUCAGGGACGGGCUGGUGCUGAUCGCAGCCCCUGGCGCCGCUGCACUGGAGGGCGACCGGGGUGGGGGAAGCGGCGUCUCCCUCCCGGGCCCCCCUGACAUUUGGUUUCCGAUUCGCUGCCGAAGUCUCCGGGACUAGUUGCACCCCCGCAGCUGACCCCAGCCAGGUGGAGCCGGCCGUGCGGGGCGAUUGCAUGAAGCCGGUGCCUCUCCCCGCAGCGGCGGAGCCGCGGAAGGGGCGGCCGGGGCUGCUCCAGCGGAAGACCCCGGCGGCGGGGCUGGCGGCGCUGCCUCCGGCUAUGGCUUGCCUGGGAGCCUGGCUCCGCUUCUCCCUGCUCUGGGCUGCACUGGCAGCGCGGCCACCUCGGGCGGAAGGUGCUUGUGUCUAUCAAGGCUCAUUGUUUGAGAACAACACAAUUUGGAAGCCAGAUUCUUGCCAAGACUGCAGUUGCCAUAGUAAUAUUGUCACCUGUGAACCUGCUGUCUGCGGACACCCUUGGUGCGACUUUCAGAAGGGUGAAGUGCUCCAAAUACCUCCAAAUAAGUGCUGCCCUGAGUGUGUCUUGGGAACUAAAGGAUUUUGCCAACACGAAGGACAGACACAUGGGCAUGGUACAGAAUGGGCAAGCUCUCAGUGCACAACGUGUUUCUGUGCCAAUGGGACAGUUCACUGCUCCCCUAAGCUCUGCUUGGUCCCAUCUUGUGGCAGCGGGGAACUGGAAUAUGUCGCGCCAGGAGAUUGCUGUCCCAAAUGUGUGGGGAUUGGUGAGUCCUGCUCCUUUGAUGGCCAAAUGUUCCGGGAUGGCGAGGAGUGGCAGCUCAGCCCAUGCUCCAAAUGUUUCUGCAGGAAUGGAGCAACUCAGUGCUUCACAGCAGAAUGUCGGCCUGUGGCAUGCAGCAGGGAUGAAGUUAUGAUUGUAACUCCUGGAAAAUGUUGUCCAGAAUGUGUUCCAAAGCCCUGCUCUGUAUCUGGAGAAGCAUACAAGCAUGGUCAGCAAUGGAAGAAAAAUCCCUGCACUACCUGUAUAUGUCAUAGAGGGGAAGCCAGAUGUGUAAGACAGGCCUGUGCCCCACUCACUUGUGAGAAGGAUCAGAACAAAGUGCAGCGUCCAGGGAAGUGUUGUGAGGAGUGUGUGUCUUCCAAAGGCAUCUGCUUAUCUGAAGGCAUCAUCAGGUACCACAGUGAGAUGUGGAAUGGCACUCGCUGUGAGUUCUGCAUGUGUGAUGGAGGGCAAGUCACUUGCCAGAACGCAGAGUGUGCCAAAGUGGAGUGUGCCUGGGGUGAAGAAUUAAUUCAUUUAGAGGGAAAGUGCUGUCCUGAAUGUGUUUCAAGUGAUAGUUACUGUGUUUACAAAGAACAUACCAAAGAUAUUUUUUUCUCUGAUACAAGUGAGGGAAAACAUAUCAAGAAUGGAGAGAAAUGGAAAGAAGGCCUGUGCAAAGAAUGUGAAUGCCGGGACACCCAGGUGAUCUGCUAUCGCCGCUCUUGUCUGCUUUGCCCACCGGGCAGCCUGGCAGUGGAGGUAAAGGGAGACUGCUGCCCACAAUGCAAAUCAGUGCAGUGCCACCCAGACUGUUUGGUAUGCUCUCAGUCCUUUGACCACUGUGACAUCUGCCGGGAUGCAACAAAGCAACUGCAGAAUGGACGUUGUGUGGAGAACUGUGAAUCUGGAUUCUACAAGGAUGCUGGAGUUUGCUUAGCCUGCAAGGAAACAUGCCUGACCUGUACCAGUGGAUUUGAAUGUACAUCAUGCCAAGGAUCUAUGCUAAUGAAGCAUGGGCAGUGUGUGGCAUCAUGUGGGGAGGGAUUCUUCCAGGAUUAUCUCCACUGUGCAGCUUGUCACGAAUCCUGCUCCACCUGCUGGGGGGCUGCUGAGAACAACUGCUUGGCCUGCAAAGACCACUCUCAUGUAUUAAAAGCAGGGGUCUGUGUGACCAGCUGUGGCCAGGGGUUCUACAUCAGGAAUGGAAUCUGCAAUGCUUGUGACCAGUCCUGUGAAACAUGUUAUUCAGACCGACUGAGUUGUUUAACAUGCGCUUCAGAUAGGGUGCUCCACAGUGAGAAAUGCAUGUCAGAGUGCCCGGCCGGAUACUACGCAGGCAGCACCCGGAGAUGUAGAGCUUGCCAUGAGUCAUGUUCCACCUGCACCGGACCACUGGCCACUCACUGCACUUCCUGUCCCCUUUCCCUGGCAUUACGACAGGGCCAGUGUCUGUCUUCCUGUGGAGAGGGCUUUUAUCGUGACCAUGAUGUCUGCAAAGGUUGCCACCCAUCCUGUCAUGCUUGCAUUGGCCCAGAGAGCUUUCACUGCACACGGUGCAGGGAGCCAGAGGAGGCACUGCAGCUGGAACAGCACCUUGGGGGAGCUCUGCACGGUGUCUGCCUCCCUCAGUGCAACACUCAUUUCUACCUUGAUGUUGCUGGAGUGUGCAGACAGUGCCAUGCCUCAUGUUCAGCCUGUAUAGGCAGCACUCCCCAGAACUGCACAGCCUGUGCGUAUCCCCAGGUUCUUCAUGAUGGCAUGUGCCUCCCUGCAUGCCCAGAAGGACUGUACAGUCAGGAAGGUCAUUGCUAUGCCUGUCAUCCAUCCUGCAGGAAGUGCAGUGGUCCUUCAGACUUUGACUGCAUUGCCUGCCAUCCCCACACAGCCCUAGCUGAAGGAAAGUGCAGAACUAGCUGCAAGGAAGAGCAGUACCUCAACCUGGUCGGAUACUGUGUGGAUUGCCAUCCCCUGUGCCAUCAAUGCGUGGCUGAUCUCCACAACACUGGCAGCAUCUGCCUGCAGUGCCAGAAUGCCCGUCGCUUGUUACUGGGAGAUCACUGUGUUCCUGACUGUCCCAUGGGAUACUAUGCAGAAAAUGGAGCCUGUAAAAGGUGUCACCCCUCAUGCAAAACAUGCAGCGGCAGAAGCCCUUUCUCAUGCUCUUCCUGUGAAUCGAGUCUUGUUUUGUCCCACACUGGCUUGUGCACUUCAGCCUGCUUCCCUGGACACUACAGGGAUGGGAGCCAGGCAUGCAAACCUUGCAGUAGCCAGUGUCUGAGCUGUGAGUCGAUGGCAGGCUGUACGUUAUGCAGAGACUUGACUAAAGUUCUGUUGUUUGGCGAAUGCCAGUAUGAAAGCUGCACUCAGCAGUAUUAUCUUGAUUUCCUCACUAAGACUUGCAGAGAGUGUGACUGGAGCUGUAAUGCUUGCAAAGGUCCCCAGAGGACAGACUGUCUACAGUGCAUGGAUGAUUUUGUUCUUCACGAUGGGACUUGUGUGGAACAAUGCCCACAAGGUUUCUACAAGGAAUCAGACAUUUGUCAGAGAUGUGAUGACCACUGCCUCCAGUGUCACCAGCCAAUGGAGUGCACUCUUUGUGAAGCUCCAUUUUUUCUCUUGGAAACCCAGUGUGUCCGUGAAUGUGGGAAGAAAUAUUAUGAAGACCAUGUGAAGCAAAAAUGUGCAGCUUGCCCUGCAGGAUGCUUGGAGUGUGAUAAUGUCAGCCAGUGCCAAGUCUGUGAUACCACCACAUUUCUGAAGAACAACCUUUGUGUGUCUGAGUGUGGCCAUGAUUUCUAUGGUAACAGCAGGACUAGAAAGUGUGAAGCCAUCAAGCCUGCUUCUGUUCUCCUAUUGAAAGGUUUGUUCACAGUGGGGAUUGGUGGGAUAAAGCCACUUGACUCUUCCGUCAUGGAUGUGCAUGAUGUGGAUGGCAAAGAUGGAGAGUUUCUGUUCCAUGUGGUCAGUGUUCCCACCAAUGGCAGGCUAGUGAUAAUGGUUGACAAGAAAGAGGUGCAACUGAACAAGGGUGACCAUUUCACUUGGGAGGAUGUACAGGAGAAGAGAGUCCGCUUUGUGCACAGCAAAGAAAAAUCCAGGAAAGGACAAUUUUCCUUGAAGGUCGGUGAUCAGCAGAACUUCUCUCAGCCGGAAGUGAUCACCAUUCAAGCAAUUUCAACACAGGCACCAUACAUGCUACGGAAUGAAGCCCUCUUUAUCAGCAGAGGGGAUAUUGCUGCUAUAACAGAUUUGCUCCUUGAUAUUCGAGACAAUGACAAUCCUCAGGAUGUAGUGGUAAUGGUUUUAGACCCUCCACAUCAUGGCCGGCUGGUCAAACCUCCAGGGGACGCAGCUUCUGAAGUCCAAGUAUUCAGCCUUCACGAACUGGCCAGUGGACUCCUACAUUAUGCUCAUGAUGGCUUCGAUAGUCUGGAUGAUACAGUUGUUCUCCAAGUGAAUGAUGGGUACUAUUUUCAGAACGUUCUGUUCCACGUUAAGAUUGUUCCAAAGAGUGACAGAGGCCCACAACUGCUUACAAACUCCUUGGUGUGGGUCCCAGAGGGAGGAAUGCUGCAGAUCACUAACAGGAUUUUGCGAGCAGAGGUGCCUGGUGCCAGCGACUCUGAGAUCACCUACGCAAUCAUCAAGGACCAGCCGCGAUAUGGUGAAGUGGUCCUUCUGUUACCCAUGCCAGCAGAUGGCCCAGCUGAAUCAUGGCAGCGCUUACCAGAUGGAAGAGCACCCACACCAACUAUGUCCUUCACUCAGCGGGACAUCAAUGAAGGCAUUGUGUGGUACAAGCACUCUGGAUCUCAAGUAGAAAGCGAUUCCUUCCAUUUCCAGGUAUCCAGUGCUACUGCUCCACAAACCCAUUUGGAAACCCACAUGUUCAACAUUGCUGUUCUCCCACACACACCCAAGACACUGCAGCUUUCCCUUGGGUCCUCUCUGCAUAUGACGGCACUGGAGGAUCGUGUGACAGUGAUUGAGCCACAUCACCUCUCCUUUGUAGACCCGGAGAGUUCAAGUGAGAAAAUUGUCUUCAAUGUGACUGUACCUGUGCCACCAAAUCAAGGUGUGGUGGAACACAGAGACAGGCCUCUCUCACCCAUCAAGUAUUUCACACAGGCAGAUAUUAACCAGGGCAAGAUUGCUUACCGCCCGCCUGCUGCUGCCCCGCACAUGAGAGAGAUUACUGCAUUCUCUUUUUCUGGUCUCCCAGAAUCAGUGAACUUUCGUUUUACAGUGUCUGACGGAGAACACGUAACCCCCGAGAUGGCAUUUACGAUUCAUUUGGACUCGGUGGGUCAGCAACCUCCUGUGUUCCAGACCACCACUCCGUUUCUGAAGGUCAGCCAGGGUGGCAAGGCUACUCUCGGGGUUCAGCUGGAAGUAAGUGAUGUGGACACAGCUCCUGAAGAUCUCUUCUUUGAGCUGGUGGAAUCUCCUCGCCAUGGGGUUCUACUCAAAAACCUCACCAGAGUUCAUGACCACUUGAGAGCAGGUGAUACUUUCACGUACGAAGACAUCACCCAAAAUGCUUUGCAGUAUGUCCAUGAUGGCUCAUCUGCAGCAGAGGACAGCAUGGAAAUCUCUGUGACCGAUGGCGUUACCACUGCAACUACUGUACUGAGAGUGGAAGUAUCACUGAUGGACAGGAACAGUCCCCGGUUAGCUCCAGGCUGCUUGCUGACUGUCACAGUGGAUAGUAAAAGCUCUGUGACACUUUCUCGGUCACACCUAGCUUACGUUGAUAAUAAUUCUCCCGACUCAGAGAUCACAAUUCAAUUAAUAUCUCUGCCUAUGUACGGCACCCUUUUAUGGGCCUCUGGACUGUAUAAUGGGGAGCUUGUGGAAGUUUAUAAUUUCACAAUGGAAGAUAUCAACAAUCAGAAGAUCAGAUACACAACUGCAUUUGAGACCAGUGAUCAGCCAGUCACUGAUAUUUUCCACUUUUCUGUCAUCGAUGCUGACAACAAUCAGCUUGACAGCCAGAUGUUUACCAUCACCAUCACACCUCUUCAUAACAGACCAUCGGUCAUUGCUUUUGCUGAUCAUAUUACUGUUGAUGAGGGAGGGAGGGUCCCGUUGUCCAUUCACCAACUCCUAGCCACUGACUACGAUACAGCCAUGGAAGAGUUAGUGGUUACAAUAAUCACUCUACCCAUAUAUGGGUGCAUUGAAAACACAAAGACAGGUACUGUUUUUGGUCCUGGGGGCACAGCAGACUCAGGUGCAUCAUUCCCCAUUCAAGAUGUGCUAGAGAACCAUGUGUACUACUUUCAGAGCGUCCAUGAAAGUGUUGAGCCAACACAUGACCUCUUCCGCUUCUCUGUGAGCAGCAGCUCCAUCCUGCCUGAGACAUGGAGCAUCAACAUCACCAUUCAGCGACAGAACGAUGAGGCCCCAAAGAUGGUGCUGGAACCUGUGAGAGUCCGUGAGAGCUUGGGAGUGGUGAUCAGCAACACUUCCCUGAGCCUGCAGGACUUGGACACGCCAGAUAACGAGCUUGUUUUUGUUGUUACCCAGAAGCCCAGACAUGGUCACCUGCGCAGGAGACAAUCUUACCUGGAACCUCUGGAGAAUGGGCGCAUUCUGUCACAGGGCUCAUCCUUUACCUACCAAGAUGUUCUGGAAAAGCUGAUCGUUUACACGCUAGCUGGUGCUGAGGCAUGGUCGGAUGAAUUCAGAUUCUCCCUCACAGAUGGACUGUACACUGAGAUGGGGAGGGUGGAGUUCUCCAUGGAGCUGCCAAAGAAUGAGCCACCUAGAUUAGCUGUGAACAGAGGCCUGCAGCUUCCAGCUGGCUCAGUAGCACGCAUCACAGAUCAGCACUUAAAAGCAGCAGAUAUUGAUUCAGAUGACCUGAAGCUCAGAUACGUCAUGAAGAAAGAUCCCAGUAGUGGGCGUCUGCAGCUGACUAAAAUUGAUAACCUGGUCCAGAUCUCUGUCAAGGGACCUGUCAAAAGUUUCACCCAAGUUGAUAUAAAUAAAGGGCAAGUGGAAUACAGUCAUGAAAAAGGGGAGCCAGGUGGGAGCUUUGCUUUUAACUUUGAUGUGAUCGAUGCAGAAGGCAACAAACUGAUGGACCAGUCAUUCUAUAUUAGCGUCUUGGAGGAUAGGCUCCCUCCGUCCAUCAUUGCUAACAAAGGCUUGGUCUUGGAUGAAAAUUCAGUGAAGAAGAUCACGACUCUGCAGCUCUCUGCCACAGACCAGGACAGCGAGCCUGCCGAGCUCCUGUACAGAAUAACAAAACAGCCGCAGCUGGGGCACCUGGAGCAUGCCGCUUCACCAGGCACAAGGAUUAGCUCAUUCAGCCAAGCAGACCUGGCCUCUCGCAGUAUCCAGUACAUCCACACCAGUGAGGUUGAGAAACAUUCUGACUCAUUUACUUACUCUGUCUCUGAUGGAGUGAAUGAGGUGAGUCAAACAUUUGACAUCACCAUAAACCCAGUGGAUGACUCCUUGCCUGUGGUGCAGAAUCCAGGGAUGAGGGUUCAGGAAGGGGUGAGAAAAACCAUCACAGAGUUUGAGCUUAAAGCCACAGAUGCUGACACAGAGGCUGAAUUGGUUACAUUCACCAUCGUGCAGCCCCCUCGGCAUGGCGUGGUUGAACGCACCCACAAUGGUCAGCACUAUCGCCAGACCACCUCCUUCACCAUGGAUGACAUCUUCCAGAACCGGAUCAGUUACAGCCACGAUGGCAGCAACUCUCUGAAGGACCGUUUCACCUUCAUCGUGUCUGAUGGGACCAACCCCUUCUUUGUUGUGGAAGAUGGAGGGAAGGAGAUUGUGACAGCGGCACCCCAGCGGUUCAAAGUGGACAUUCUCCCCGUGGAUGAUGGGACACCCAGAAUUGUCACCAACUUGGGCCUGCAGUGGCUGGAGUACAUGGAUGGCAAGGCAACCAAUCUGAUCACCAAGAAGGAAUUAUUGACAAUGGAUCCCGACACAGAGGACAAGCAGCUGAUUUAUGAGAUAACAGCUGGCCCCAAGCAUGGCUAUGUGGAGAGCAAGCUGAGACCAGGAGUAGCUGUGACUACCUUUACUCAAGAGGAUGUGAACCUGGGGCUGGUUCAAUACGUGUUGAAUGAUGAGAAGAUUCAGGAAACAAUGGACAGCUUUCAGUUUCUAGUGAAGGACAGCAAACCCAAUAUGGUCAGUGACAACAUUUUCCAUAUCCAGUGGUCUCUCAUCAGCUUUGAAUAUACCAGCUACAACAUCAGCGAAAAAGCCAGCUCUGUCAGCAUCACAGUGAAGAGGAUCGGAAACCUCAACCAAUAUGCCAUUGUCCUGUGCCGCACAGAACAGGGCAGUGCCACCUCCAGCUCUAGCAUCCAUUCAGAACCAGGACAGCAGGAUUAUGUGGAGUAUGCAGGCCAGGUGCAGUUUGAUGAGCGGGAGGACACCAAGGCCUGCACUGUUCUCAUAAAUGAUGAUGACGUCUUUGAGAACAUUGAGAGCUUCACUGUUGAGCUCAGUAUGCCAGCCUAUGCUUUGCUGGGCGAGAUCACCCAGGCCAAAGUCGUCAUCAAUGAUACAGAGGAUGAGCCCACUUUACAGUUUGAUAGGAAGACUUACUAUGUCAAUGAGAGUGCUGGCUUCCUGUCUGCACCCAUAGAAAGGAAAGGGGAUGCCAGCAGCAUUGUGUCAGCUGUUUGCUACACUACUCCCAAAUCUGCUAAGGGCAGCAGCCUUUAUGCCCUGGAGUCUGGCUCUGACUUUAAAUCCAGGGGGAUGUCACAUGAGAACCGUGUCAUUUUUGGACCUGGCGUCACCAUGUCAACCUGUGACGUCAAACUGAUUGAUGACAGUGAGUACGAGGAGGAGGAGGAGUUCGAGAUCGCCCUGGCAGAUGCCUCUGACAAUGCACGCAUUGGGAGCCUGGCAUCAGCCAGAGUUCUCAUCAGUGGCCCCAAUGACGCCUCCACCGUGUUCCUGGGAAAUGCUAGUUUCACGGUCAGUGAGGAUGCAGGUACCAUUGAGAUCCCUGUUAUACGGCAUGGUACAGACCUGUCAACCCCCACGUCAGUGUGGUGCGCCACUCGGCUUUCUGAUCCACCCUCUGCCAGUCCAGGAAUUGACUAUAUACCCAGCUCCAAGAAAGUGGAGUUCAGGCCAGGCAGAACUGAAGAGUAUUGCACCUUGACAAUCCUGGAUGACGCUCAGUACCCAGUGAUUGAAGGGCUGGAGACUUUUGUUGUAUAUCUGAGCUCACCCCAAGGGGCGGAAUUGACUAAACCUUUCCAAGCUAUUGUGGCCAUUAAUGACAUCUUCCAAGAUGUACCCAACAUGCAGUUUGGCAAGGACUUGUACACGGUAAAGGAGAAGGAAGGUGUCCUUCAUAUUCCUGUUAUCCGUAGCGGAGACCUGAGCUAUGAGUCCUCUGUCAGAUGCUACACCCGGAGUCAAACAGCAGAAGUCAUGGAGGACUUCGAGGAGAGAAGAGAUGCAGAGGACUCUCGCAUCACCUUCCUGAAAGGGGAGAAGGUGAAAAACUGCACUGUCUACAUUAAUGAUGACUCUGCUUUUGAGCCAGAGGAACAGUUCAGGGUCUAUCUUGGCAGCCCCAUGGGAAACCACUGGAGUGGAGCUAGAAUGGGAAAGAACACCAUGGCCACCAUUACUGUUUCCAAUGAUGAAGAUGCACCCACUAUUGAGUUUGAAGAGGCUGCCUAUCAAGUCCGGGAACCUCCUGGCCCCGAAGGCAUUGCUAUUUUGAACAUCAAAGUGGUCAGGAGAGGGGACCUGAACAGGACCUCCAAGGUCCGAUGCAGCACACGUGAUGGCUCAGCUCAGUCUGGAGUUGACUACUAUCCAAAGAGCCGGGUCCUCAAGUUCAGCCCUGGUGUGGACCACAUCCUGUUUAAGGUGGAGAUUAUGUCCAACGAAGACCGGGAGUGGCAUGAGUCCUUUUCUCUGGUGCUGGGCCCUGACGAUCCAGUGGAAGCUGUUCUUGGAGACACCGCCACUGCGAUAGUAACUAUUUUAGAUCAGGAAGCAGCAGGGAGCCUUAUUUUGCCAGCUCCUCCCAUCGUGGUUACCCUGGCAGACUAUGACCAUGUGGAGGAAGUGACCAAAGAGGGUGUGAAGAAAUCCCCUUCACCAGGCUAUCCACUGAUCUGUGUAACGCCUUGCGAUCUGCACUUCCCCAAGUACACCGUCAUGAAGGAGCGCUGUGAUGAAGCUGGAAUCAACCAGUCUUCAAUCCAAUUCAGCUGGGAAGUGGCAACCCCCACGGAUGGGAAUGGAGCCAGGUCACCUUUUGAAACCAUUACAGACAACACGCCAUUCACUAGCAUCAACCACAUGGUGCUGGACAGCAUUUACUUCAGCCGGCGGUUCCAUGUGCGCUGCGUGGCAAAAGCUGUGGACAAGGCUGGCCACGUGGGGACUCCACUGAGAAGCAACAUUGUUACCAUAGGGACAGACAGUGCCAUUUGUCACACCCCAGUAGUAGCUGGAACAGCCCGAGGCUUCCAGGCACAAUCUUUCAUUGCCACACUGAAGUAUCUGGAUGUCAAACACAAGGAGCAUCCUAACAGAAUCCAUAUUUCAGUGCAAAUUCCCCACCAGGAUGGAAUGCUUCCUCUCAUCUCCACAAUGCCUCUGCACAACCUGCAUUUCCUGUUAUCUGAGUCCAUCUACAGACACCAGCAUGUCUGCUCAAACCUGGUUACCAUCAGUGACCUUAAAGGCAUCUCAGAAGCAGGAUUCCUGGAUGAGGUGACUUAUGACAGCCUCAUUCUGGGUCCCGGGUAUGAUCGUCCCUACCAAUUUGACCCCACCGUGAGAGAGCCAAAGACAAUCCAGCUUUACAAGCACCUCAACUUAAAGAGCUGCAUUUGGACCUUUGAUGCUUACUAUGACAUGACAGAAUUAAUUGAUGUCUGUGGAGGAUCUGUCACUGCUGACUUCCAGGUGCGAGAUUCUGCUCAGUCCUUCCUAACAGUCCACGUCCCGCUCUAUGUGUCAUACAUCUAUGUGACAGCACCUAGAGGUUGGGCCUCUCUCGAGCACCACACAGAGAUGGAAUUUUCCUUCUUCUAUGACACUGUUCUCUGGAGGACAGGAAUCCAGACAGACAGUGUUCUUUCUGCAAGGCUGCAGAUAAUACGAAUCUAUAUCCGAGAGGAUGGCCGCCUGGUGAUAGAAUUCAAGACCCAGGCCAAAUUCAGAGGGCUUUUUGUAAUGGAGCAUCACACACUGCCGGAUAUGAAGUCUUUUAUAAUGACACCAGACCACCUGGGGGGGAUUGAAUUUGAUCUACAGUUGCUGUGGAGUGCUCAGACUUUUGACUCUCCCUAUCAGCUCUGGAGGGCGACAAGCUCCUAUAACAGGAAAGACUACUCGGGGGAGUACACAAUCUACUUAAUCCCUUGUACUGUGCAGCCCACGCAGCCAUGGGUUGACCCAGGAGACAAGCCAUUGGCAUGCACUGCUCAUGCUCCAGAAAGAUUUUUGAUCCCAAUUGCUUUCCAGCAAACAAACCGCCCAGUUCCUGUUGUCUACUCCCUGAACACAGAGUUUCAGCUUUGUAAUAAUGAGAAAGUGUUUUUGAUGGAUCCCACCAAAUCUGAGAUAUCUUUGGCAGAAAUGGAUUACAAAGGAGCCUUUUCAAAAGGUCAGAUCCUGUAUGGCCGUGUGCUUUGGAAUCCAGAACAAAACCUCAACGCAGCUUACAAACUGCAGCUGGAAAAAGUCUAUCUCUGUACUGGCAAGGAUGGUUAUGUGCCUUUCUUUGACCCAACGGGAACAAUCUAUAACGAAGGGCCACAGUAUGGCUGUAUUCAACCCAACAAGCACCUAAAGCACAGAUUUCUUCUCCUGGACCGAAACCAACCAGAAGUAACUGAUAGGUACUUCCAUGAUGUACCUUUUGAUGCUCACUUUGCCUCUGAAUUGUCUGAUUUCCACUCAGUGAGCAGCAUGCCAGGAGUGGAUGGAUUUACUAUGAAAGUGGAUGCUCUCUACAAGGUGGAAGCUGGACACCAGUGGUAUCUCCAAGUGAUCUACGUAAUUGGCCCCGAGACUAUUGCAGGGCCCCGUGUCCAACGUUCCCUCACUCACCGCCUGAAACGUGGGCGCAGGGACCUUGUAGAUAACAACGGCAGGCUUAUCCUGGAUGACUCCUUGAUUUAUGACAAUGAAGGUGACCAAAUCAAGAAUGGCACCAACAUGAAGUCAUUGAGUCUGGAGGUACAGGAAGCAGUUGCAGCUGCCUCCUUCUCACAGACAGGUGCCUCCAUAGGAACUGCUUUAGCUGCCAUCAUGCUGCUGCUGCUUGUGCUUCUGAUAAUGUGCUUCAUAACCAGGAAAUGUCAAAAGCAGCAGAAGAAGAAAAAGCCCACCAAAGAUGUCAUGGAGGAAUAUCCCCUGAACACCAAGAUACAGGUGCCUAAGAAAAACCCAGAGAGGGUAGAGAAGAAUGUAAACAGACAGUACUGCACUGUGAGGAAUAUCAAUAUACUAAGUGAAAAUGAGGGUGCGUACAAGAUCAAAGGUGCAAAGGUCAAACAGGUGAACUUAGAGGUCAAAGUUCAUAACAAUCUACAUGAUGGAACAGAAGUUUAAUAAAGUGCACAUCUUUUUGUAAAAGCUUUUUAUAAAUUGUGAAAAAUUUAAAUCGUAAACUGGUAUUUUUAUAAUCUUGUGGAAAAAGGGAAGACUAUAGCUUUGAGUGGUGGACAGCAAUACAUCCUCACAGGCUUCAACUCACAACUGAGCUACCUCAUUAAAAGUAGAACAGUAAAACACCCAGGGCAGAAAAAAUGGUAUCUCUACCAACAAGUUUAUUCAGUUUUAGGCUGCACAAUGUUCAUAGCAACAUCCAUAGCAGCCAGAUAUUUACCCAAACUUGAAUAGUUCCUAUAUGAAGUCCACCAAUCCUGAAAUGGGGGGUUACAGGGGAAUAGUGUAACAACCCUAUAUCAGACACAGUAUUAUAGGAAAGAAGCUUAUUAAAGAAUUGGAAUCUAUUAUGUUCCACUCUGUACUGUUUUCCUUUUUGUACCUCCUCUCUUUUGUUGGACUGCAUCAGACAGAACAUGACAAUUUUGACCAAGAAUGCAGACAUGCAGCCAGUACUGUAACUAAAGUCGUUUCUUAUUGAUGGUUGAUCUUUAUGGAGGUAAAAUGCUCUGAGAGGAGGUCACCUCAUGCAGAGGGUGGCACUGUGCAUCAUUCGAACGGAGUGCUAGUGUGCUUGCAGCCUUCUGCACCUGAGUGACUGUCACUCUAAAAGAACAGUGAGAGAAGCCUUUACUGUUCUGUGGCCUAGAGGUCCACCAUUGAAUCUGGACCCGCUGAAAUCAGUGGGAAGUUAGCCACUGACUUCAGCAAGGCCAGGAUUUCAUCCUUUCCCCAUUAGACCACCACAUCCCUUUUCCAACUUCCUGAACUUCGCAACCCAAAGAAUUGCAUCCUUGCAAAUAUUGUAAAAAGGUUUUUGGAACUCACACCAACAUGCAUAGGCACCAGUGUAGGGUUCACGAACGUCAUCUUAUUCCCAAAGGUGUCAGGAGAAAAGGAUGUUUUACUGAAGAACCACAACUUCAAACAGAGCAGGCCCAACCAGCCCAGAAUGUGUAUAUAGCAAAUACAGAGUUAGAAGAAGACGGUGAAGCAGAUGACGUAUACAUUAUGGAUACUUCCAGCAAUAUUUCUGAAAAUUUAACUCUGUACAGCUGUUUAGAGAUAAAAUGGGCUUGUCAGAGCAUCGCUUUUUGCUUCAUGGGGUAGGAAAUAUCUUCGUUUGCUCAGUCUAAUAGUAGCACUAGCAAUUGUGAUGUGAUUGAGAUGGAAUCCAACUCUGCACAGUUGUAUGGAUUAAAUUGUUUAAUUACUCCAGUCACAGUGGAAAUUUCUCAAAAUGUAAAGGUUACGCAGAUGCAUGUGAAUGAUCUUCCCAAGGAGCCCUCAAGCAGUGGAAGCAAUGAAUCAAAGAAGAGAAGAACAGCUAGUCCUCCUCUUAACCAAAAAUAAAAACAGAAGUAGAUCCAGAACCUGUAAUGCCAUCAGGUUCAUUAAAUCUUCCUCUUAGCAUUUCAACAGCUGAGAGUUUACCUUUUCACAAAGAAAAAAGUGUGUAUUUGUCAUCUAAGUUAAAACAACUGCUUCAGACACAGGAUGGUAAUAAGAUAACUCCAUCAACUGAAAUCCCUAAAUUAGGACCUGCUGCAUCUUCACCCAUUUUGCCUCCAGUUUCUAGUAGGUUUAAGAGAAGAACCAGCUCUCCUCCUAGUUCUCUGCAGCACAGUCCAGCCCUUCGGGACUUUGGCAAACUGGGUGAUGGGAAAACUGUGUGGAAGGAUACAGUUCUAGGUUCAAAGAUGCCAAAGUUAGAAAGCCACAGCAACUCGCCUGCAUGGAGCUUGACUGGAAGGGAGGAAAAAGAAUCCAUGAGUCCUCUUUGCUUUGAAGACUACAAAAUAUCUAAGGAAUGGGCAGGCCCUCCUACCUUUGGUAACGUGUGCAACCACCAGCCAUCAGAUUUGUCCAGUGGUGUCACCAAGAGCCCCCUUUGGGGGACUAAAAUGUCUAUACAAACGCCAGGAGUAUGGGGAACAAGCAAGAGGAGCUCACACUCUUGCUUGCUAGCACCCAGUAUGACCUAGUCAGACUAACUGAAACAUGGUGGGAUUCUACACAUGACUGGGCGGUAGGCAUUGAGGGGUAUAGUUUGUAUAGGUGCAGCAGAGUGGGGGAAAAAGGCAGGGGGGGUAGCACUCUAUGUUAAGGAGCAGUAUACAUCUUCCACCAUCAAGGCGGGGGUGGAGGAGGGGAACACUGAGGCAUUGUGGGUCAGGAUCCAGGGGGGGCCAGGGGAAAAGGGUCUACUACAGGCCUCCUCAACAGGAUCAAGAGCUAGACGAUGUAUUCUCCAGGCAGCUAGCAGACGCCACACAGGCGAGGGAGGUGGUGGUCAUGGGAGAUCUAAAUUACCCAGAUAUCUGCUGGGAGGAGCAGACAGCCAAAACAAGCCGCUCAUGGAGGUUCUUACACUGUGUGCAGGACCUCCACCUAACCCAGGUGGUGUCUAGUCCCACCAGGGGUAGCACCUUGCUUGACCUGGUCUUAGCAACAGGAGAUGAUCUCGUGGGGAACAUGCGAGUUCAUGGUAGCCUGGGAGAUAGUGACCAUCACUUAACUGAGUUCACUAUCCAGCAAAGGGUGGGUAAAGUAACUAGUGGGGCUAAGGUGUUGGACUUCAGAAGGGCUGACUUUAGCAAGCUUAGAAGGCUAGUUAGUGAGGGGAUGCAACUCAAGAACAUAGAGCAAAUGGUGGUCCAGGAGGGUUGGAGCUAUCUCAAGGGAGUGAUCCUUGGGGCUCAAAAGGAGUCUAUCCCAUUACAUAGGAAGGGAGGUAAGGGGGCAAAAAAGCCCCCUUGGCUGGACAGGGAACUCCAGGAGAGUCUGGCGGCAAAGAAAGAGAUGUAUAGGCAAUGGAAGCAGGGAGCAGCCACCAAGGAGGACUAUAUGUCCCUGGCGUGCUAUUGCAGGGAAUCAGUUGGACAGGCCAAGGUGGGGCUUGAGCUCAGGCUGGCUUCAACAAUCAAGGACAAUAAUAGUACUUCUUCAGGUAUAUAGCGGGCAAAAAGAAAGCUCAGAGCAACAUAGGGCCCCUGCAGGACCAAUUAGGACAGUUGGUGUUUGACGCGGGGAAAAAAGCAGAGCUCUUCAAUGAGUUCUUCGCUUCAGUAUUUCCAAGUACCGACCAAGCCAAUUCCCCCACCUCGAUCAUUGACGGAUGUCCACAUGGCACCGGUCCGCCUAUGGUUAGUUCUGAAAUAGUUAAGGAGCUCCUGGAGGAGCUGGAUGGGUACAAGUCAGCAGGCCCGGAUGACCUCCAUCCACGGCUGCUGAAAGAAUUGGCCAGUGUCAUAGCUGAGCUGCUGGCACAGCUGUUCGAGCACCCGUGGUGGUCCGGCCAGGUCCCUGAGGACUGGAGAAGGACCAAUGUGGUGCCCAUUUUCAAGAAAGGGAGAAGGGAUGAGCUGGGUAACUUUAGACCAUUCGGUCUUACCUCUAUUCCUGGGAAAAUGCUAGAGAAAAUAAUCAACAAACACAUUUGUGCAGGUCCAGCAGGGGAAACGAUGCUGAGGGGAAACCAGCAUGGGUUUGUCACAGGUAGAUCCUGCCUGACAAACCUUGUAGCCUUCUAUGGCAAGGUCACACGCUGCCUGGACGCGGGAGCCGAGGCUGAUGUCAUCUUCCUAGACUUUAGGAAGGCCUUCGACACAGUUUCGCACCCUAUCCUCAUUGGGAAGCUAUCAAACUGUGGAGUGGACGCCUACACGGUCAGGUGGGUGGCCAACUGGCUUAGGGACCGCACCCUGGGAGUGGUGGUGGAUGGUUCCUUCUCGGCCUGGAGGGAGGUGGGCAGUGGGGUCCCGCAGGGUUCGGUCCUCAGACCGAUAUUAUUCAAUAUCUUCAUCAGCGAUUUGGACGAGGGCGUGGAGAGCACCCUCUCCAAGUUCACUGAUGAUACCAAGUUAUGGGGCAAAGUUAGUACACCGGAGGGCAGGGAGCAGAUUCAGGCCGACCUGGACAGGUUGGAUCAAUGGGGAGAGAGAAAUAAGAUGCAAUUUAAUAAAGAUAAAUGUAAGGUACUCCACCUGGGAAGGAGGAAUCCCCAGCACACCUAUAGGUUGGGAAGUGUCCUUCUCAGCAGCUCAGAGGCAGAGAGGGAUCUUGGAGUCAUAAAUGACUCCAAGAUGAGCAUGAGCCGGCAGUGUAACAAGGCCAAUCACACCUUGUCGUGCAUUAGCAGGUGCAUGACUAUAGAUCAAAGGAGGUGAUGCUCCCCCAUUAUGCGGCACUGGUUAGGCUGCAGUUGGAGUACUCUGUCCAGUUUUGGGCGCCGCACUUCAAGAGGGACGCAGAGAAUCUGGAGAGGGUCCAGAGGAGGGCCACUCGCAUGAUUAGUGGCCUUUGUGAUAGACCCUAUGGGGGGAGGUUUAGAGAGCUGAAUCUCUUCCGCCUUCACAAGAGAUGGCUGAGGGGAGAUCUUGUGGCUGCCUAUAAAUUUAUUAGGGGUGGUCAAUGGGGAAUAGGGGAUGCGUUGUUCACUAAGGCGCCCCAGGGAGUGACUAGGAAUAAUGUGUGUAAAGUAGUUGAGAGUGGAUUUAGCUUAGAUAUUAGGAAGAAAUUUUUCACAGUAAGGGUGGCCAGGAUCUGGAAUGGGCUUCCAAGAGAGGUGGUGCUAUCACCUAGCUUGGAGGUCUUCAAGAAGAGGCUAGAUAGUCACCUGGCUGGGGUCAUCUGACCUUGGUCCUCUUUCCUGCCAGGGGCAGGGAGUCGGACACAAUGAUCCAUUGUGGUCCCUUCUGACUCUACAAUCUAUGAAUAUGAAUUUCUCAGAGCUUUGGUCUCCUAGUCAGUAGUAAAAGUACAUUCCUCUGCCUGGUAAUAAGACUGGAACACCUUCUACUGAGAACACUCCACAGAGAAAACACAAAGAAACACUCAAAGCCACCUAAAUGAUAGGUUGUCAAGUUGAAGGGUGCUAAUAGGUAUGCUUUUUACCAUACUGCUAAGUAGGAUAGGGUCCUGGCCCCAUCUCAGUUAUAAGAAAGGGGACCCAGACAUGGAAAAGAUUUCAGAACUGCUGAUUUAGAGUCGGUUUAAAUGUUGCAGCUAUGUAUUAUCUGACUCUUAGCACUGGCAUCUUGUUGCAUGUUAUAUUUGUUAUAUUAUCAUGGUGCUGUACAAACCUUAAUGAAUCCCUUGACAUUAUUCCAACCUGGCACUGGAUUGUCAUGAUGCACUGAGUAACGAGAUUCCAAACCUCUUCUCCCUGACCCCAAUUCACAUACAAUACAGAUGAAAGCAGUUGCUCUACUGAAGGAUGCACUGGAAAAAUGCUUGUGCACAAGCAGGUUAAUGCCUUUUAUAUAUUAAGCAAAAUUGCCUUAGACGCAUUGAUUUCUGAACUCAGAGUAACCUUUGUGCUCAUGGACGCACUUUAAACUUUUGAGGCCUAGAACAUGCUCACCAGCUUUAUCCCCUAGCCUUUGAGUUCCAGCUCUCUGCAAAUUAGAAGUAAAGCAGCUAGUGCUGUCUGCUGACUUUCAAGUGUUAACCACGCACACCUUCCACCUUGUUAAAAUAUACAUAACAAUAUAUUUCCUAGCUUCAAACAAUUUUGUAAACAGGAAGGGGGGAGGGAGGAAAUGGAAAUUUACACAUUCUGACCCCAGUAGAGCAACUGCAUGCCUGGUGCUUAUUGAUUCUGAUCAUACAAUACUAAGGUUCCAUUAAUAAAUAGUUUAGGUUUUAUGGUUCUUUAAUAACUUCUGUUGAUUUCUUGUCUAGAUCUUAAGGCAUUUUACCAAGGAGGUCAGGGUCAUUUGCUUCAUUUUAAAGAUAAGGAAACUGGAGCCCAGACUGGGGAAGCAACUUGCCCAAGAUCACCUGGCAAGCCAGUGGCAGUCCCAGCCCAGUGUACUACCCCCUAGCCCCCAAUGGCAGAACAGCUGUUAAAAGUCCAGCAGGUUGCUUAUAGCCAUUUGCAUCAUCUUCUGUUGAUGUGCCCAUAAGCAUCCAGAACUUGUAUGUGCAACAUGCUGGUAACAUCACUAGUCACAUAUUAACCCUUUACAAACUUUAACAAUAGGACCUCGGAGUACAGUGUGACCAUGACUUCUUUUAGCUGUGUCCCCAUCUCUGUUGUUGUAUUACCUGAUGUGGUACAUCAGGGAUUCACGUCUUUGGGAUUCAUUCCUGGUAGCUCAGACAUUUGGUUUAUUACUGUGUGUUCAUGUCAAGGUCACACACACAUACAUAUGUAUCUAAAAUCUUUUAGUUGUCAGGUCUGCUAUUACUCUUGUAUGCAUAUUAUGCUCUUAGAUUGUUUUGUUGUUUUUUGUUACAGACUACAUGGCAACCAGUUAAUAAGUGUAAAUAUAGUGUGCACUUUCUGAUGGAAGCAAAAUUUGAUUAUUCAGCUUAAAUAUUUACGGGGAUCAGUUUUUUUCUGAAAUGUAUGUAGACUGUUCCCAACAAUGAUACUUUCAGACUGUAAGCUCUGCAGUGCAGGCUCUCUUUAUUUUGUGUCCUUACAGCGCUGAGUUUGCCAGUGCGUAACAAAUUCAUCAAGAUGUGUAACAGUGUUAAAUAAGAGUUAUGCCGAUGUUGAUAAAAACAAGAAGUGAAAUGAAAGACACAUAAUUUAAUGCAGCACUGUAUAGUAAGGGAUCCCGGGAUCCCUCCUAUAUACUGUUCACAAACUAACUACAUGAAUCACCAGCUGUAUAUUCAUUAUUACAUUACAAACCUGACUUGCUUCUGGAGAAUUUUUAGCUUGCAAAAUAUGAUGUAUCCUCCACCUCACUUUGAUUGCCAACAUUUUGUUUGUUAGACAUGCACUUAAACUGAAAGUGUCAAAGCUUUGGAUCUGUUACUUUUUAUCUGCAAUUCUCAGUUGCUUUUUAAAGUCAAGAGUCGGAUGAUCAACAAACAUUGGUGGUAUUUUCUCAGUCAAAUAUGUGGUCUGAGUUUCUGCUGUUUGCUUGACAAUUACUUGCAUGCAUCCUACCAUACUUUUUAUUAUGCAAUAAGGUUAGUGCAAAUACAAACUUGGCAGUUUGUUUUUUCCUGUGUAUAAUGGUGCUGAGUAAAUAAAGAGAUAAGGGCAAUGUUACCAUUCUCCAUAGUUGUACAGUUGCUUUAACAUGAGGACAUUGUGGACAUUACUUCUUAAGCUCUUGAGAAUUGCUAGUGUCAAGGGGGGCUUACAUAUGGUUGCAAUAAUCUGACUGUGUGUGCAUGUGUUCUGAUUUAGUUCAGUUAUUUUUCAAUGCAUUGCACCUACUACAAAGACUCAUUGCUGUGAUCUGAGUAAUCUGCUGGUGGUGCUGCCAAGCAAUUUUCUUAACUUCUUAUGAUUUAUGUAUUUUGAAUCUUUCUGUUAUGGAGUUAAUGAUUUUUCCAUGCAGUAAUAUAUGCCAUUAUACAUGGGUUUUGCUAAUAAACAACAUUUUGGUUA